Adineta ricciae is the source of this 1299-nucleotide messenger RNA. The record is from the annotation of a GenBank genome assembly. NCBI's taxonomy places the organism in Eukaryota, Metazoa, Rotifera, Eurotatoria, Adinetida, Adinetidae.
AUGAUGAUGACAGAAAAAUAUUAUACAUUACCAAGUUCAUCAUCGUCAUCAUCAUCAACAUCACCAUUUUGUUAUUCAACUAUAUAUCAUUCAUCAAGAACAAAUCGUGUUCAUGAAAUUAAAAAUCGUUUAAAUUUUCAAAAGAAAACAUCAACGAUCUAUCAACAGACUCCGAUGAAACUAUUAUUCGAUUCUCAACCAACUGUUCGAACACAUUCAUUGUAUGAUGUGCAAGAACGUAUUGAUUAUUUCGAGAAUAGAAAUCAUCUCGAUGAUGCAGAAAAGAAAACACAAGAUAAAGUCCUUUUAAAUUCGUCAUCAGCUGAAACAUUACAAUCAGUGAUUGCAAAUACAUUACAACAAACAUUUAGUAAAGGUGAAUCCUACGGGAGUGCACUAUCACGUACAAUGAUGAAUUCAUCGGCUAAUGAGCAUUUAAUCAACAAACGUCGAAGUCUUUCCAGUGGAAAUAUUUUCGGAUCAAACGAUCAGAAGCGAUUUAAUCGUUAUAGCUCAUCGCUAUCAAAACGUGUACGCACAAGUUCAUUAUCGAAUCAUUUGACCAUGGCUAUAACAGCAAUAACAAGUUUUUCGGAAGAACAACCAACCGAACCACACGAGACGAAUAGUAUGGAUUUUGAGAACACAUACUUCUAUCCCGAAGAAAUCACACGAAUAGAUGAUGGAUUAUCUUUAACAACAAUAACCUCGAAUAUUCCAGCGCGAUUAACACAUCAACAACAUGAUGUUAGCGUUUGUUCAGAUACAACUGUUUUUCAAUCCGAUACCGAAGAUAAUUCGGAAGCCAUAACACCAGCGGUUAAAGAUUAUGGCGACACAUAUGAUAUCAUUAUGCCAAUCGACUCGCACAAUGAAAAUCCGACAACUAAUGAUGAUGAUCAGAUUAUUCGAAUACGGCUUAGUUUAACACCACCUGAACCUGAUUUUUCCGGCGUUGUACAUGCAACAAAAUACACCAUUGUCAAAGGAAAAGAUUGCUUAUCCGAUUAUGACAACGUUAAUCAUCCUCCUGAGCCAAACAAGACGAUAAGGUCGAAUGUAGACGAUGUCUCAUUAAAUAAAUCGAUGACAUCGUCUAUUCAGCAUGAUCAACAAAAUCAACAAGAGAAUCAACGAACAAAUGAUAACAUUAAUGAUCAGAAUAGAGUAAACCAACAAGCAAUUGUUCAUUCAACUCAAAUGAUUAACUGUAUUGAAGCAAUGACACAACAUGACAAUGAUGACAAUGAUGAUGGACAUUAUUCAGAUGAAUCAAAUUAUUCUGAUGAUCCACGGUAA